CAGAGGGCAACCGAAGAAGAAGAACAACACUAGUAAGGCUUCAACCAAGGGAACAUAAUAUGGCUCGCGCUACGAACUGGCUGUCAUUUUCGUUGUCGCCGAUGGAAAUGCUGAGGUCCUCCGAUUCUCAGUUCGUUCAAUACGACAACCUCUCUGCUAACCAUCCCUCUCACUACUUUGUCGAUAAUUUCUAUGGCAAUGGUUGGGCGAAUCUCAGGUCGCAAGCAGAUUACUACUGCCAAGUAGAGCAAAAUCGAAGCGGAGAGAGCUUGGCGGGCCCACAAAAUCACAACGACGGGGCGCCGAAGCUGGAAGAUUUUCUGGGCUACUCCGAUAGCCAAACGGAGACGCAAGAUUCGUCACUGACGCAGAUAUACGAGCAGGGAGGCGGCGGCGCCGGCUACUUCAGCGACCCGCAAGAUCUGAAAGCGAUCGCCGGGUUUCAAGCCUUCUCUGCGAACUCCGGCUCCGAGGUGGAAGACUCAGCUUCCAUCGCCAAGACUGCUCAUCAUGCUCCUUGUGGGGAGUUCGCGAUCGAGUCGUCCGGGAACGACGUGGCGUUCUCCGGCUGCGCCACGGGUGCUUUGUCCCUCGGCGUCUCACAAAGUCGUGAGAAAGCCAUUGUUCCGGUGGACUCAGAUAGCUCGAAGAAAGUAGCCGAUACUUUUGGUCAGCGAACUUCAAUCUACAGAGGCGUUACAAGACACCGAUGGACGGGAAGAUAUGAAGCGCAUCUAUGGGAUAACAGUUGCAGAAGAGAGGGUCAAGCCAGGAAAGGACGUCAAGUGUACCUGGGUGGGUAUGACAAAGAAGACAAGGCUGCGAGGGCUUAUGAUUUGGCAGCUCUAAAGUAUUGGGGUCCGACUGCUACCACUAACUUUCCUGUUUCGAAUUACACAAAGGAAUUGGAGGAGAUGAAACAUGUGACAAAGCAAGAGUUUAUUGCUUCACUGAGAAGGAAAAGUAGCGGUUUUUCUAGAGGAGCUUCUAUAUACAGGGGCGUAACAAGGCAUCAUCAGCAAGGUCGCUGGCAAGCAAGAAUUGGUCGUGUUGCAGGAAACAAAGAUCUGUACCUUGGAACGUUUGCUACUGAAGAGGAAGCCGCAGAGGCAUACGAUAUUGCUGCCAUUAAAUUCAGAGGUGCGGGCGCUGUGACGAACUUCGAGAUGAGCAGAUAUGAUGUGGAAGCGAUUAUGAAGAGUACUCUGCCAGUUGGUGGAUCAGCCAAACGCGCAAAACAUUCCCCAGAAUCAGAACACAAUAUCCAGCAACCCCAAUAUCCAAACGCGAUUAAUGCCACCGCUGGAACCAUCAGUUUCACGCCCAUUCAACCUGCACUUGCUUCUUCUAUCCCUUGUGGUAUUCCCUAUGAUUCUGCAGCAGCACAUUACCACCACAAUCUGUUGCACCAGUUUUAUCCUACUAGCAGCUCUGGUACUGUGGAUUCAACCGUAUCUGUGACUGCGUCUGUUGCGGCGGCUCCGAUGACUGCGCUGCCGGCUUCUGCUGCUGAGUUUUUUCUGUGGCCUCAUCAGCCAUGUUGAUUAUUUGAUUAGCAAACUAGUUAGUUUAUCUUCGUUACUUCGUUAUUUUGUCUUCCGCUAACAAAUCAGAGGCUAUAAUAGGUUUUUAUCUCUUACAGUUCAGCUGACCCCCAUCGAGAAUAUAUAAUACCUUAACUGGGAAGAAAGAAAACUAAGGUAGGUUUUGGUGCUGGUAAAUGCUAGGGUUCCGGUUUACAUGUAGGAAGUUGGAUCAUGCAAGUGACUUUUGAAAGAUAA
Neltuma alba is the source of this 1781-nucleotide messenger RNA. RefSeq names its product AP2-like ethylene-responsive transcription factor AIL6. Gene Ontology annotation, biological process: regulation of DNA-templated transcription. The record is from RefSeq and is a predicted model, not a curated record. NCBI's taxonomy places the organism in Eukaryota, Viridiplantae, Streptophyta, Magnoliopsida, Fabales, Fabaceae. The transcript has 10 exons. Gene Ontology annotation, molecular function: DNA-binding transcription factor activity; DNA binding. Bases 60 to 1544 code for a protein of 494 amino acids.